AUGAGCACAGAACAGUAUCCAAGCGCAGCGCAAUCUCCACCACCAUAUCCUGGAGGACAGGAAUAUCAAACUAAACAACCCGGAGCUACAUAUCCACAACCACCAGGCUACCCAGUUCAACCCAGCGGCCCCACAACAACUACAGUGGUGUAUCAACAGCCUCAUGUUAUGAUGGCCAUGCAGCAGUUCAAUGAGUUUCCAGUAUCAAUGAACUGUCCUUACUGCCAAGCUACUAUCGUUACCGCUACUGAUUUCACACCAGGUACUUUGACGUGGCUGUCCUGCGGUGCUACAGCUCUUGUUGGGUAGGUGUACGCCGAGGAUAUCGGCUAUUUCACCCAUUAGUUUAAUUGGGGUAACAGCUACAAUCCUCGCCAGAAAUUCUUGAAACACGCCUUUUUCCUGUUCAAAUUAGAGACGUGACUUCAGUGUUAACUAGCUAAAACAACAUUGGAAAAGGGAGCGAAAAUUUUCAACAAAGUGUUUCAACGUUUUCGUCUGAGUUUGUAGUUGCUUCAACGAACUAAUUAACUUUAUUUCACCCAAUCUGCUUUUACGGGUUUACCACGGUGUAAGAACCUGUGAACUUUUUCUUUGUUUUGUACCUUUUGCUUUUCUAGGUUUUAUUGUGUUGACUUACUCAUAAUUUCUUUGUUUUCUUUGUUUUACGUCACCGGCCGGUGGGUUCUUACACCGAGGAUGAGCUGCUUUUAUCUAAUAAUUUAACUUACGAGACUGAUGUUUCCUACCCUGCGAGCAGAGGCUACAUUUUCGAUAUGUGAGUCCAUCAUGUCACAGGCGGCCCAAACUCACAUUAGGAGGAAAGGGUGUAAUGUAAUUUACAUACCAUAGGUGACACGCCGGUGUCGCAUCACAGGUGACUGUUGAAAAUAUAAGAGACUUUGUAUGAGAAAUAUAUCACUGAGAUCUGCGAAUGCUAAAUAAUGCUAAACCUUACUUUUUCUUAAAUGAAAUGAAUAAAAAAGAGGUACCUACAAGUAUUCCACUGUAUUUUGGUGUUUGAUUAUCAUUUACUGGUUUUUUGGCUUGAUGGUGUAACCACUGUUACUCCUUUCAUAGAACGAAGUUAAGGCUGGUCACUUCGAUCUGUCAGGGUCCUGGACGAGUCGCAACGAGAAUGCCGUUUUUUUCGCCGAAAUUCAAAUCUGCUGACAACCGUUCAAAUCUGUCUAGAAAUCUGGAUGAAUAAAUUGAUAAAACUGGGUUUUUCCUGUUCUUGACCAAGUUAGAGCAUUGCAUGAGUCUUGUGUGAGUCUUGCGUAUCAGAAUAUCAGAGUUGUCGCAAUUUUUUUUUAAUUCUUAUGAAUCUUGUGCCGUUUGACGACAGACCUGCUGAUGAUUAAUUUUGCUUACAAAUCGUGUGACGAAUUUGGCAGGCGCACGAUAGAAAAUUGAUCAGUUGUCCUCAGAGGCUACUUUUCGCACGAGAGCUCACACUUCGAAAAUGUAACCUCUGCUCGAAGGGUAAAUGUUUCCCAUCUCGUCUCUGUAUAAUUUUCAGGGCUGUCGACUCUCCCGGAUAAUCCGGGAGACUCCAGGUUUUGAACCGUUUCUCCCAGUCUCCAGAUUAGAGUCUGAAAUCUCCCGGAUAAUCGCCAAAGUUUGCCGUUUCUUGUAGAUUCGACAAUGAAAUUUCAAAUAUUUUGUGUUUUUUGAGCUAUUUUACUGUUAACAUAGACCGUUUCCUCACAAACUCCACUCUGCCAUUAUAUUUAUAAGCAAUAAUGUGAUUGGUGGGAAGUAAACCAAUUAGGUCAAAUGUUACGAUUCCAACAACAUCUUUUUUGCACGUUUUUUUUUUCACAAAUGAUGUCAUGUGCUGUGCAUUAUGACAUCAUCUAUCAUCCCUUCCCCAUCAAUUUUCAAUAUUUGAGGACAUGUGGGGUUGAUAGAUAGAUGCUGAAGUAUGUACGAAAAAGAAAUGGAUUAUUUUCAUAGACAGCUUUAAUUUAUAGGGGAAUGAACAUUUAUGCUUUUGCAGUUGGCAUAUUCUGGCCAAUUUGUGUUUUUUCUCCUUGGCUAUCCAACACGCUAGCAUGAUAAGGAUAGUGGUUUAUUAGAGAGCAAGACAUUCGAAAAAGCAGCUGAAAUCCACCAAGUGUUCGGAACUUGCUGUGUAAAUAAAUAUUUAGCCAGCGUAGCUGGCACAGUUAUAAAUUGUAUGCGACUGUUAGCAAAGAUCACAAAAGCACCAAAAAGCCAGAAGAAGAAUGGAUGAAGCAAGUUGAGAUCCCGCUUAUCCUUAAUAUUUGGGAAUUAUGAAAAUAUAUUUAGUCCAACUAUUUGUUAAACAGAAGCCUUGGUGAUGACAUGUCAAUCAAAAUGUUAGUUGAUUUGUGUUUUCAGUCCAAGAUAAGAAAACAACCAACAUUUUGUGAGGCCACCAUUGUUUUCCCUGUGCAAUGACAUCUAAUACAACCCAUCAACGUUUGUUUGUUUUUCAUUUGGAGUCUGCAGUGUCACACUAAUAUAAUUACAAGGACAAUGUAGCAAAAGUUAGAUAAUGGCCCACCAUGGAAAAAGGCAAAUUACAUUGAAAUACACAAGCUUAAAGUGAUGGAGCUUAGCCAAGACCAUAAUGUUAUUGAUAUAGGCAAAAUAUUGCUCUCCUUCUUGCCUGCCUUGUGCUUACCUUUGCUUGCCUGAAAAAUGCAAAAAGAUAAUGCCUGUUCUGCAGUCUUGAACAGUAUUGAUCACAGAUUAAUAAAGAGUGAUUGAGACUCCAGAGGAGAACCACAGGUUACCCAAGUUCACAUGUAAGAACUGUUGUUGCGUAACAGAAAUAUUAUAAGGGUUUUGUGUGGGGAUUUUAGCAAUUGUUUAUUAGGAAUCAAUAAAUAAAAGUGUAUAAGAACUCCUUGAUUUUAUUUAUGGUGUGUUCUCAUGUCACAUCACAUGUUUUUAAUGUGAGAAAGAGCCUAUUAGCGUGCAGGAACAUUGAGGUAAAUUUGCCUCACAGAAAAAAUAAUUGCCAUUCUUAAAUUUUUACCCCAUAACAAAAUUAGCAAGCAUUCUGUUGACCCGAUUCUAUUAGCUGUAAUUAAUUUUUGACCUCAGCUUUUUGUUUCAUCCUGUGUAUUUAUAAAAUAAGCUUGUUUCAGUAAAUCCGGGGAUUGAGAGGUUGUAGUAAAAAAAUAUUGUGUAAACAUAUUAUGGUAUUACAUUGUUGAGAAUUUUAAUUUGGAUUCAUGGAAUGUCCAUUGGAAAAGUGAAGAUGCCUGGCUAAAAUCUGGUGACACUCACUCCUGUUUAUGAGGUUUAUAUAAGUCUUAUAAGUACUGGCUGAUAAGGCAGAAUUAAAUAGUGAACUUUUGCUUAUUAACAGUUAUGGAUGUACAUAGAAGUCUAAUGUAGAUUUAAACAUUAAGCUCAUUCUAAUAGUUAAAUUUGUUUAUACAUUUGUCUAGUUGUUGGCUCGGUUGUUGCUUGAUCCCAUUCUGUAUUGAUGCUCUCAAAGACGUGAUCCACAGCUGCCCCAACUGCAAGAAGCAAGUGGGUGUCUUCCGUCGCAUGUAG
This is a messenger RNA of Porites evermanni, 3537 nucleotides long. The record is from the annotation of a GenBank genome assembly. Lineage: Eukaryota; Metazoa; Cnidaria; Anthozoa; Scleractinia; Poritidae.